CUACCGCCGGUAAACCCCAUCGAAGAAGAAUGGUCUGUUUGGUCUGUUUCGCAAGCAUUCCCAGAAGUCUCGCGAUGUUGCGCCUCCCGGUUUAGAAACUGUGACAUUUGGUCAAACUCUAUUGUUACAAAACUACUAUUCCCCUAAUCCCCAUCACGAAUUACAUUCGACGUCACCGAAAACAUCAUGGCGGGGUAGUGUGUUCAUGGGCGCUAAAUUUGGAAUAAAACGUCAAACAUAUGGAAUAUAUCUCUAAAAAAGGAAUUUAAUCACGAGACUGUCACAGUCUCUCUCUGCAGUAGGACAGAAUGGUCCGCAGAUCCAGGAUCAGUGUUCGGCCCAACGUCAGGCCGGCAGGCAGAGGCCCAGCAGUCCCAGCCUCCUCCCAAGACACUCCUCCAUCGUCCCAGGCCACCGAGGCUUCUUCCCAGGCAGGAAGCCAGGAGGUGGACACCACCACUACUGUAGUACCAGAAACUUCCACAGAGUCCACCACACCCAGAGAGGAUGAUGAAGACCCAAAUGCUGAGGCUUCCAGUGGCACCCCAUCAGACAGUAUUCAAAGGAGGAAGAGGUUCUCUUUCAUACCAAACCUUGGCAUACCCCGGGCGGGCGCAACCCCGGCCCUCACCCUCUCCUUCCCCCGGACCUCCAAGUGCCCUGUGAGAGCGGGCACUGAGACCCCAGCCCCUGAGGCUCCAGGGGCCCGCAGCGAGACAGAUGCUGGACCACAGGGCAUGAGAUACCCAAGGCGGAGGCCCUCUGGAGGUAGUAGGCAGGCCAAAGUACAGCCCAAACCCAGCCCCCUGUCCCCAUCUUCCCCAGCCCCUGAGACAACAACCCCCCCACUGGGGAAGCAGGCAGUGCAUUACUCAUCCCCGCCAAAACAGACCCUGCAGGCAGCAAACAAGGAGGAAACAUCCUCACAGCUCACCAAACAAGACAAAGGCAGCAUCCAAUUAGAUCUCUCAAAAAAAACACCAGCCAUUAAAGCUCCAUUCACUCCAUCAGAGAAUGUCCCAUCAUCCUCCCUUUCACACAAAGAGGGUAUCUCAGUAUCUGAGAGAGCUAUGACUCUGGUAGCCAGGUCUGUUGGGCUCACCGGGUUGGCACCAGGGAAGUCCAGGCUUAGCAGGUUCCUGAAUGACCCAACGGACCUGCAGAGGCUGGCCAAGGCCCGGCAGCUCAGAGAACUGCUGAGACAGGAGAUGAACAAGGAAAAGAAACUGAGGAAAGCCAAGGUGUGUUUGAGUGAAUAUACGCUGGAUCCCUCUAAAAUGACCACGAGAGAUCUCCUAUACUACCUGCCUGAUACCAACCCCAUGACGUCCUAUCUGGAAGAGGAACAGAGGGAGAACCAGACUGUUCUGCCUCUCACCCCCUCAAGAGAAGAGUCACCUGCGAGGCCCCCAACGCCAGAGGCCCCGGCUGAGACAGCAAGCCAGAGGGAUGAAGAUGAGGAUGAUGUUGACGCUAACGAUGGGGUGAUUGUGCCGCGAGUGAGGGUGGCAGAGGACGGGUCUCUGAUCAUCAAUGAGGAGAGUUUGACGGUAGAGGUCCUGAGGCAGAAAGGGCCAAAUCCAGCUGAUGAUGGAGACCCAAUCUUUGAGCGUGGCUCCACAACCACCUACUCUAGCUUUAGGAAAGGGACAUACGUCAAACCCUGGUCCAACAAAGAGACAGACAUGUUCUUCCUGGCUAUCAAUAUGGUGGGAACAGACUUCUCUAUGAUUGGACAGCUGUUUCCUCACCGCGGUCGCAUUGAGAUCAAGAACAAGUUUAAGAAAGAGGAGAGAGCAAACAGCUGGAGGAUAGACAAGGCCUUCAAGGAGAAGCGUAGGCUGGAUCUGGAGUUCUUCACAAGCCUCUUGGAGAAGAUCUUGGGCAUCGAGGCGAAGAGUAACAAAAACAACAAGUCCCCCACGGACAAGAAAGUGAUCAAGAAAAAUAAGAGAAAACCAAAAGAAAAGAAAGCAGCGAAUCAGCUGAGUGACGUGGAGGAGGAGAGGUCAGAUGCGGAGAUGGACAGCGACGAGGUGGAGGGAGAGAAGGAGAACGUCUCUAACGUAGGGAACACAACUGCCGCUGACUCCACCUCCCCCAAGAGAAAACGCAAAAGGAAGGAUGGAGGAGAGUCCUCCCCUAAAAAAGCAAUGUAUGGAAAGAAAAAGAAGAGCAGCAACCUGGUAGCAAAUGAUCAAGAAGAGGCUGGAGUACCGGAAGGUGAAGUACCUGAGGACCAGUCACCUGCUGAAAGUUCAAAGCAAGCGGAAGGGCCAGUGGAAGGAGACAAGGGUCAUGUGGAGAUCAAACCAGCCCAGCUGUCCCGUGGUCGACCCCAGAGACCUCUCCCUAACCUGGGGAGGAAGUGGGGCCAGAGAGGCCUGCAUCCCAAGACCAAGCCUAAAGAUAAAGAUGGGCCCACACCUGUGGAGGAGGAGAACACUGAAGAAGGAGUUUCUAAGGAACAGGUUGAUAAAGCUGCUUCGUCGAAAGUCAGUCAAAAGAAGAAGAAAGCUGGUGAUGUCUCUUCAUCUGAGGAAGAGGAGGAAGAAGCCAACGAUAAACCCAUCAAAUCCACCAGGUAUGGUAGAAUACCCCAAAAGACACAGCUCCUGAAUUACCCUGCAAAGGAGGAGGGGGACUCGCCGUCUGACUCUGCCCCCGCUCCUGCCUCAAACGGAUCCCCAUCCACUUCCUCCUCAUCCACCAAGCUGAAAGCCAAACCACCAACCAGAAGGGCCAAAAUCAAACCUGGCCCCGCCCUGCCAGUUAGGAAGGGCCAAUCAGUGGCCCGGAAACCCAAGCUGAUAACCCUGAGGGCCUCCCAGUCUGAAGAUGAUGAUGAGGAGGGAGGAAGAGAACAGAAAGAGGAGGCACAGGCCCAGGAAGACCACCACAAUCCCACAAGUUCCGGGGAGGAGAACCAGGCGCAAGCGUUUGCUCCUAUGAGCCUUCGCUCGCCACAACCCGUCGCCACAGAGGUUGAGGAGAACAUGGAAGAGCUUGAUAUCGCCACCAAUCUGCCUGACAUCCUGGCUCUAUCCCAGGAUGCAUUCUGUCCUGACUUGUCAUGCGAUCAGGCGCAGGGUGAAAUGGGCACAGUGCCCUGUGAACAUCAGUUGGACCUGUUAGUAGAUGUAAUUGACUUCCUGUCUCCAGAUAACAUGGAAGUGUCUGAGGAGAGCUACAACGAGGCAGCUAGAACCUUACUGGCCAUCGGCAAUCUCACCCACCUGUCUCAGCCUGCUGAGGCCUGCACUGCAGCAGAUGAUUUCAUCACUGAAGAAUGUUCCAAUGAGGAACAACAGUACCAGAUGUCAUCACAGCCCGCUGACCAAUCACAAACUAGCACUACUCCUUCUGAAUCUCUGACCCCUAACCUUUGGGUCACUGAGGCAUCCCUGACUGCUGAGGAUUCUGUCCCUGUUGCCAGGUCAACAGCCUCUAUCCCAGUCUCCAAGAUAUCAGCCUAUGUUGCAGUCGCUAUGACAACAACCACAUCUGUCCCAGUCACCACGACAACAAAAAUAGCCUCUGUCCCAGUCACUAAGACAGCAGCCUCUGUCCUUGUCACCAUAACGACAGCUUCUGUCCCAGUUACCAGGACAACCGCCUGUAUUCCAGUUACCAUAACAACCGCCUCUGUCCCCGUCACCACAACAACAUCCUCUGUCCCAAUCACCACGACAACAGCCUCUGUCCGAUUCACCACGAGCACAGCUUCUGCCCAAGUGCCUCAGAGCAGUGACGAGCCAACUCAGGAAACCACACCUGCAGAGGAGGAGCCUCUCAGACAUGGGGAGGGAACUGUUAUUGGACACGCCUCUUAUGUGAAAUUAUGUUCAGAAGUGUUCAAGCAGCAGACGACCUCACAGACCAGGAGGAGCCGCUUCCCUAAGGUCAAACCCAACAUGGGCCUGGCUGCCAGGACCACACAACCCAAACCAACACAUCCUACAGAAAGUAUUACCACACAGCCAAAACCACCACAGUAUACCAUCACACAAUCAGAACCACCACCACAGCCUAUGCUGAAUAUCACUGCAUCCUCAAAACCACAGCCAUCCAAGAAUAUCACCACAGAACCACCACUGCCUACCGAGAGUAUUACCACAGAGUCAGAACCACAGCCCAAACAGAGAAGUACCACACACUCCAACCCACAGCGCACUGCAAAUAUCAUCACACACAGAGAACCACAGCCCAUUCAGAGGACCAGAGUAGCCCAUUCAAAGCCACAGUGUAGACAAAAUAUUACUACGCACACAGAACCAGACCAGCCCACACUAAAUACCACCACACAGUCAGAAACACCACCAGCCUACACUAGAUACCACCACACAGUCAGAACCACCCCAGCCCACACUAAAUACCACCACACAGUCAGAACCACCCCAGCCCACACUAAAUACCACCACACAGUCACAACCACCCCAGCCCACACUAAAUACCACCACACAGUCAGAACCACCCCAGCCCACACUGGAUACCAUCACAAACACACUCUCAGAACCACAGCCCAUCCCAAAUCUUGAGCAGCCAGGCCCAGGUACACGCAGAACCAGAGCCCCAGUCCCAGAGUCACCUCUGAAGGUCAUCAGAAGAGGAGAAAGGUUGCGAUGGCCCAAAGGAAUAUACUUCCUCCUCCCUCAGUGCUGUAGGGUCUCAGUCAGGAACAUCAGACUCAGACCAGCCCAAACAGGCUGGUCCUCCAACCCGCAGAGCCCGUUUACCUAAACCCAAACCCAACUUGGAUCGCACCGCUAGAUCCGCCACACGCACUUCAUCCCAGGUACCAGAAAGCAGAAACUGCCCUGUAGCCCAGACACCAGAUGCUGCUACCACGCCCAGCUCUGAAUUCCAGACACCACAUGUUGAGGCUACCAGGCCCAACUCUGAAUUCCAGACACCACAUGAUGAGGGUACCAGGCCCAGCUCUGAAUUCCAGACACCACAUGUUGAGGCUACCAGGCCCAACUCUGAAUUCCAGACACCACAUGUUGAGGCUACCAGGCACAGCUCUGAAUUCCAGAUACCACAUGUUGAGGCUACCAGGCCCAACUCUGAAUUCCAGACACCACAUGAUGAGGGUACCAGGCCCAGCUCUGAAUUCCAGACACCACAUGUUGAGGCUACCAGGCCCAACUCUGAAUUCCAGACACCACAUGUUGAGGCUACCAGGCACAGCUCUGAAUUCCAGACACCACAUGUUGAGGCUACCAGGCCCAGCUCUGAAGUCCAGAUACCACAUGUUGAGGCUACCAGGCCCAGCUCUGAGGUCCAGAUACCACAUGUUGAGGCUACCAGGCCCAGCUCUGAGGUCCAGAGACAUUGCGCUGAAGUUCAAACACCAGAGGAGGCUGAUGAGGUUCCCAUGGAAAUACAACAGAUUCACCAAGUCAUCCCCCUUACUGACAUCAUUGAUGUUACCCAGGAGAAAAUACAGCUGAUUCACCAAGUCACCCCCCUUACUGACAUCAUUGAUGCUACCCAG
Messenger RNA from Salvelinus fontinalis (brook trout), 5497 nucleotides. Its product is annotated as transcription factor TFIIIB component B'' homolog. Lineage: Eukaryota; Metazoa; Chordata; Actinopteri; Salmoniformes; Salmonidae. The record is from RefSeq and is a predicted model, not a curated record. Gene Ontology annotation, molecular function: TFIIIC-class transcription factor complex binding. Gene Ontology annotation, biological process: RNA polymerase III preinitiation complex assembly. Gene Ontology annotation, cellular component: transcription factor TFIIIB complex.